AUGUGGGAAGUUUGUUGGGCUGAAGAGGCUUGUCAAUGUGAUCUCAUGCAGUGUUACAUCUCAGAGGAAGACCUAAAAUUUCAAGUCCUCAGGCUCAUAGCAGUGAUAACAGAAUUAAGUGCGCACAAUGAGAACACACCAUCAGCCCAUCAGGUCCGGGUGAUAUUGAGUGUUGUCACAGUUGACAGUGUCCCCUCUGCACUAUACCCUGCCAAAGAAGUAGCUAUUUUCAACAAAGCAGCAGCAUUUUUUGCACCUAACACCCAGGGCCUUGUCCCAGGUCAAAUUGUGACAGGAAAAGAGAUUACUUUCAAGAAUGUUGAAUAUUUGGAACCCCACAGUAUUUUGAAAAAGCUAGGGAGAAAGGAUACACUUUCAAUUAGGUACUAUUGGGAUGUUAUCUCAAAGAUUUUGAUUAUGUUUGGUCCACCCUCUUCUAUACACAAGGCAUCCACUGAACAUCUGUGCAACUGUUUUUUAAAAGCCAUGGGGGUGCAGGACGCAAGUGUGGGAACAGAUAACAUAUCCAACCCUAUGUCCAUGUGGGAUUAUUUUGGUAACAUUUGGUUGAUGCUAAGGAUACCACAGGCAGGUCAGCUGUUACCACAGGAGAGAAACUUAGCAGCUGUGAACAAGGCAUUGCAGGAGGCUUGGUGUGCUAUGGUAGACAAGGUCUACCCUGGGUUGGUGCCAGUACCGUUCUCAGUGAACUGGCAGUUUUUUAAGGAAGCUCUCAAUAAGGGUGUCAUUAUAAAUGCCUAUCUUUGCUAUACAUCUUGGUAUACUGAGCACAAGAGAGGCAGAUAUGAGGGCAAUAAUACUGAAAGCGGUGGCCUGGGAACUGAUGCAGCAGGCAAUAGUAGCGGGAACAAUGCGAAUGAUGGUGGUUGA
This is a messenger RNA of Serpula lacrymans var. lacrymans S7.9, 891 nucleotides long. RefSeq lists its product as uncharacterized. Lineage: Eukaryota; Fungi; Basidiomycota; Agaricomycetes; Boletales; Serpulaceae. The record is from RefSeq and is a predicted model, not a curated record. The transcript is spliced from 6 exons. The coding region runs from base 1 to 891 and encodes 296 amino acids.